Octodon degus (degu) is the source of this 2186-nucleotide messenger RNA. RefSeq names its product cyclin-dependent kinase 1-like. Bases 1404 to 2186 code for a protein of 260 amino acids. Gene Ontology annotation, biological process: protein phosphorylation; mitotic G2 DNA damage checkpoint signaling; G2/M transition of mitotic cell cycle. The transcript has 2 exons. Gene Ontology annotation, molecular function: cyclin-dependent protein serine/threonine kinase activity; ATP binding; RNA polymerase II CTD heptapeptide repeat kinase activity. The record is from RefSeq and is a predicted model, not a curated record. Gene Ontology annotation, cellular component: nucleus. Lineage: Eukaryota; Metazoa; Chordata; Mammalia; Rodentia; Octodontidae.
AGAAUUAAGACGUGUGUGUGUGUGUGUGUGUGUGUGUGUGUGUGCAUGUGUGUGCACAUGUGCAUGUGCAUAUCUUAUAUUGUGUGACCUUGCUAAACCAUAGGCUUUUGAAGAUUCUUUGGGACAGUCAUGUUGUCUGUCAAUGGACACAAUUUAUUUCUUUUUUCUCAAUCUCUUUGCUUUAUUUCCUUUUAUGGCUAUAUUAAUGCUGAUUAGGAUUCCCAGUAAAAUAAUGAACUACAGAGAUAUUAAGAGUAGACAUUUUUGCCUUAUUCUCAUUCAAGGAAGAAAACUUUCAUUCCUCACCUUCAAGUAUGAUAUUACCUGCAGUUCUGAUUUUUUUUUCCUUUUAUGAGUAGAAUUCAGUUUGCUAAUUUUUUUUUUAAGAUUUCUGCAAUACGUACAUAAGGUAAAUUGGUCCAUAAUUGGUUUUGUUUUUUUUUCCUUUGCCUUUCCCACAUUGUUUCCUGUUUGGCUUAAUCAGGUUAAUUCUCAUUUCAUAAAUAAAGGUGGAAAGUGUUUGUUUCAUCGUCUAAGUUCUGAUACACUGCACUAAUUGCUUCCCAGUGUGGUUGGUCUGUUUUUCCCCCUAUUAACAGAUGGGGAAAUCAUCGCUGAAGUCCUGCAGGUCGCUCAGCUCCUUGUCUGUCCCUACGGAAGCACGCGUUGUUGUUGUGGGUCUAUCCUCAGUCACAUCUCUGGGAUCCAGUCUCCUCCGAAAGUUCCAUGGGGCCACCUGGGCAGCUCAGCAGCCACCUUCCUCUGGGCAGGGUGUGGUCCCCCACAGAACUUCUGGGUUUCCUGAGGUGGACAUUUUUUUCCACUCCAUUUUUUUCUCUGAUGACACUCUUCAAUAUAUCAACAAUCUGUGAGCACCUUUUAUUCAAUAGUACGUACUGCACAAAUAUAUAUGAACAAUGUACCCUAUCCUCAAGAAAGAAAAAAUGAAAACAUCCCGCUAUAAUAUAAAUUAGAAAGAAAUGUCUUAAAAGACUAAAAUGCUUGCUAUUGAGGGAAUUUAGUAGCAACUGCCAAGAUUGCUAUUUGCUAAAUAAAAUGAAUAUUUAUUGAAAGCCUGUUAUUUGGCAAGGAAUAAAAAAUCCUUUAUUGAGAUCAUCUCCUUUCAUCUUUAGGAAACCUCUGACAAAAACUAUUAUUGUCUCCAUUUUACUGACACAGAAAAUGAACAUAGUACCACAUAGAGAUCUGAGAUUUGAAUCCAGUUCUGCCCGAUUCUAAAUAAAGCUUACAUUAUUUACUAGAUUAUAAAACCUGUUACGAAAGUGAAUUAGAGGCAUUUGACUUCUGAGCUAGUGCCGGGGAUCCCGUGAGGAGAGAGACGCAGGUGAGGUAGCUGACGCCUCAGCCACCGGGCGACUCCCGGAAUCUAUCCUAUCUGCUGAAUGACUAUGGAAGAGUAUACCAAGAUAGAGAAAAUUGGAGAAGGUACUUAUGGAGUUGUAUAUAAGGGUAGACACAAAACUACAGGUCAAGUGUUAGCCAUGAAGAGAAUCAGACUAGAAAGUGAAGAAGAAGGGAUUCCCAGUACUGCAAUUUGGAAAAUUUCUCUAUUAAAAGAACUUCGCCAUCCAAACAUAGUCAGUCUUCAAGAUGUGCUUAUGCGGGAUUCCUGGCUGUAUCUCAUUUUUGAAUUCCUUUCCAUGGAUCUCAAGAAAUACCUGGAUUCUAUUCCUCCUGGGCAGUUCAUGGAUGCAUCACUUGUUAAGAUAUAUACACAUGAGGUAGUGACACUCUGGUAUAGAUGUUCAGAAGUGCUGCUGGGGGCUGCUCGUUACUCUACUCCAGUUGACAUUUGGAGGAUAGAAACCAUUUCUGCAGAAUUGGAAACUAAGAAACCACUUUUCCAUGGGGAUUCAGAAAUUGAUCAGCUCUUCAGGAUUUUCAGAGCUUUGGGCACUCCCAACAAUAAAGUGUGGCCAGAAGUGGAGUCUUUACAGGACUAUAAGAAUACAUUUCCCAAGUGGAAACCUGGAAGCCUGGCAGCCCAUGUCAAAAACUUGGAUGAAAAUGGCUUGGAUUUACUCUCGAAAAUGUUAGUCUAUGAUCCUGCUAAAUGGAUUUCUGGCAAAAUGGCACUGAAUCACCUGUAUUUUGAUGAUUUGGAUGGUCAGAUUAAAAAGAUGUACGUUUCCAAUAAAGAGCUUCCACAUUAUAAUCUAGGAUGA